UGUUUGUUUCUGUGUUGUGAUUGGAUGAGCUGCUGUGUGUUUGUUUCUGUGUUGUGAUUGGAUGAGCUGCUGUGUGUUUGUUUCUGUGUUGUGAUUGGAUGAGCUGCUGUGUGUUUGUAUCUGUGUUGUGAUUGGAUGAGCUGCUGUGUGUUUGUAUCUGUGUUGUGAUUGGAUGAGCUGCUGUGUGUUUGUUUGUCAGCACAUGAUGCGUGUGUUUCACGCUCUGGACGGAUCUGUGGAGCGUCAGGAUUCUGGUCUGUGGAUCAACAGUCUGGAUUAUACGGGUAUGCAGCACAUCACAGCACAUGCACCGGAGAUCAACGACAGCAUCCGCACGCGCUGUCAGGACCACCUGCCCUUCUGUGGCUUCCCCUGGUUACUUCCUGUUAAAUUCCUCAUCAAGAAGAAUUGGUAUCUUCCAGCUCCUGAAGUUUCUCCCAGAUCUCCGCUGGAGUUUCAGCUGUUGUCCAGAGAGGAGACCACCUGGGGAUCUGUUAAAAUGACCUUUGAGGCUAAAGGACCGAGUCACAUGUCUCUGUACCUGCGGCCGCACGCGGGCACGUCUUUGAGCCGCUGGUCGUUCGGUGACGGGACGCCGCAGUUUGAUCUCAAUGGAGAAUAUUUCAUCUUUUAUUCUCACGGUCUGGACGCACCUGCCUGGAACUUCUGGUUUGAGAUUCAGCCGCACGAGCCCUCAGAAGUGUUCACUGAUGAGGGAAUGAUCUCUCUCGCUCUCUCGGCUCAUUAUUUCUCAGGUUCAGAUCGGAGCUCAGAGCAGCUGGAGUCUUUGCUGAAGAAGUUUCCAGACUGGGCUUUCGCGUCCUCAUGGGUCAGCACAUAUCACAUGUACAGAUACUGACACGCGCACGCGCACACGCACACACACAUCACACAUGUUCACUGGAGUACAAUACCACGGUACAAACGUCAUUUCACACAUUCCACUGACAGUGUUUGUUCUUGGUUUUUUAUCUUCAAGAAUCCUUGUUUUUAUAAAUCAGCUGUUUGAUUUUUGCUUUGCAUUGUGACAUGAUUCUCACGACAGUUAAACACAUUAUUUACUGCUUUUGAGCUGUCAUUCUUAUUGUGUAUUACUCUAACAGUAAACAGUUUUUAAAUGACUGUACUAGACUGAAUAUAUAUACGGUGUAAUACAAUUAGUUUGAGUUAUUUGAUUUGGCAUCCGAACAUUGGAUGAAUAUCAUCACUGCUUUUUCACAUCAUUGUAAUAAACAUACGAGAGUUUAACUGUCAUGAAAAUGUCACAAUGCAAAAACAAUGUUUUUUAUUCAUUCUUUUUUAACUUCAGUUGAUUUUGGGGUUAAAUAUGAACUGGACAUGUUGACAGAUUUCAUGAGUAAGUGUGUAGUUUGUGUGUGUGUCAGGAGUGAGUUUGGUCUUGUAGAUUCACACGUGAAACAGGACUGACAGUUUUUGACUCUUUAGGUGUUUCAGCAGUUUGACGCAGAACACUGAUGAGACAUUUCAGUUUCGUAGUAUUUAAUCAUAUGUUUUGAUGAUGAAUGUGAUGUAAAUGUUUCUCUGAUGUCUGUAUGUGUCAAUCAAACUGGCGCUUCCGACAGAAACUCGGACACCUCAGACAUGCAAACUCCACUCGUAGUCUUCAUUUCAUUUCAUGUCGUGGACUCAAACGAAUAAUGAAGAAAUCUGUUCUGUUGUACUCGCUGGAGUAACCAUGGCAACACAGGAUUUUAACUCCUGAAAAUAAUCGUUGAAUGGUUGUUUUUUUACAUUUCAGUUUUACAGUGACCGUGCUAGCCAAAGAUUCCACAUACCAUGGUACUUUUUUGACCGCUGUAACACACAGUUGUGAGCGGUGUGAAGGUCUUGAUUUUUAUCUCUGCGUCUGAUCAGGUCUGUUCUGAUUCACAAGAUCAAGUUCUGAUGAAAUGAACCAAAUCAAAGUGUAUGAUUCACAUUCAUCUCUUCUGCUGACGCUUGCUUUUAUUUUCUAAUGGUUGAAUUAUUUCAGUUUAAUGAAGUCGAUUUGAUUGUGUUUGUAUUUUAUUCUACAGCAAAUGAAACACUGGAUGAUUAAUGUGAAUGCAGACGAUGGAAACCUCUUGAAUCUUUAUGACUGUUUUAAUCUAUUUAAUGUAAAGUGUCAGUAAUGCAGGUGGUGAUGGUCUGACGUGACAUGUCAUGUGUUAAGAAUGAAUGAAUGAAAACUUCUGUUAUUACUGAUAAAAUCACUUUCUCAAUCACCAGCUGCUUUAAAGUUCAUAAGAGUUCGGAACUUGGUUCUAUUGCAGCAUGUUUGUGUUGUGAUUUGACCUCAUGAUAUUAUGGGAUGUCAUCACUAAGGUCUUACUGGUAUCCAGGACAUUUAUACACAGGUUUCUCUGCGUGUGUAACUUGAACAACAACAACAAAUAAAACUGAUAAACGAUUGCACAAUACUGUAAUAUCAUCAACGUCUCUUCACACAAAUGUUUCUUUCUAUGUCUUGUUUUAUUUAAAAAAAUGAUCUUGAAUAUUUUUAACAGUAAACAUCAUUUGAUUUGAUGUUAUUGUGAUUCAUUCAGCACUGAUGUGUAUUACAGUGUCUUUAAUGUUUGUUCGCUCGUCUUUUUUCUCGCCGUUCUCACUGCACUAAAUUGUUCUUCCAAGACAAUAAAUCACGUUUUUUGUUUCACGCCUCUGAGUUUUAUUCUG
Molecule: messenger RNA, 2676 nt
Organism: Triplophysa rosa
Lineage: Eukaryota; Metazoa; Chordata; Actinopteri; Cypriniformes; Nemacheilidae
Product: endoplasmic reticulum metallopeptidase 1
Exons: 4
Coding region: 173-859 (228 amino acids)
Source: RefSeq, a predicted model, not a curated record